Messenger RNA from Xyrauchen texanus (razorback sucker), 2552 nucleotides. RefSeq names its product claudin-19-like. Gene Ontology annotation, cellular component: bicellular tight junction; plasma membrane. NCBI's taxonomy places the organism in Eukaryota, Metazoa, Chordata, Actinopteri, Cypriniformes, Catostomidae. The record is from RefSeq and is a predicted model, not a curated record. Gene Ontology annotation, biological process: bicellular tight junction assembly; cell adhesion. Bases 544 to 1200 code for a protein of 218 amino acids. The transcript has 5 exons. Gene Ontology annotation, molecular function: structural molecule activity.
UGCCCCCUGUGCACCAUCCAGAGGCACUGGUGUGUGACAAGAACAGCUAUGCAGUCAGUAGAGCUGCAUUCAGCCACACCUUGACAGCAACCUUGGCCAUCCCAGUCCCUCUUUCUGCAGCUUGCAGAAGCCUCUAGGCUGGGGUAUCUUCAGAGAGGAACCUGAAGAACGUCACUGGCCACAAACCUUGCAUAACCAAGAAGGUCUACCUGAGUUUUGGAAAACAGUAUCAGGAGAGGUCAGAAGAAACUUCCAAAUGAGAGAUCCUGAAGUGACCGUGAGACACAAAAGGAUACUGCAAGUUAAUGAAGAGUUGGUGAAAAACUGACAGACUUCGUUGAAUGUUAAUUGACUUGAAGAACGUUUUGGACAAGUUUUCUCGGAGUGAAAGUUUCAGUAAGGAGAAUUUCUUUGUUCUGCAAGUUCUUGAGGGAAUUGCAACAGGUGUUUUUGAAGUCCUGCAUACCAAGUUGGCAUCCUGAUUGGAGAACUUUGUUGAACUCACCCUAAUUCUACUCUAAAGCAAAAAUUGUAAGUACAGUUAUGGCCAACUCUGGGUUCCAGCUUCUUGGCUACUUUCUCGCUUUGGGUGGAUGGAUUGGAAUCAUCUCCACCACAGUGCUGCCCCAAUGGAAGCAGUCCUCGUAUGCAGGGGAUGCCAUCAUCAUGGCCGUGGGGUUAUAUGAGGGCCUAUGGAUGUCCUGUGCAUCACAGAGUACAGGCCAGGUGCAAUGCAAGAUCUUUGACUCUAUGCUCUCACUGGAUGUGCACAUUCAGACGUGUCGAGCUCUUAUGGUGAUCUCUGUGCUGAUGGGGUUCAUCGCAAUCAUUGUGAGUGUCAUUGGAAUGAAAUGUACGAAAGUAGGUGACAACAACCCAUCAACCAAGAGCAAAAUCGCCAUCUCGGGUGGGAUACUCUUCCUACUGUCAGGUUUGUGUACGCUGGUGUCCGUGUCCUGGUAUGCCACACGUGUGUCCUACCAUUUCUUCGACCCGAAUACGCCAAUUAAUGCCAGGUAUGAGUUUGGCCCCGCCCUCUUUGUAGGAUGGGCUGCUGCCAUCUUAAUGAUGUUGGGUGGCUCAUUCCUCUGUUGCUCCUGCGUAAAUGAGGACAGAAGAGGACAGCAGUUCAACCGGCAAUCUCAGCCCUCUACAGCCAGAGAGGAUGAAUUAUUGAGUGAGACUAGUUUCCCUGACUGACCAACCCUCCCUGCCUGCCUAGAAUCCAAAUUUGGACACUUGUCUGUAUGAUUGGACUAUUGUCCUCUCUACACUCUUGUUCCUAAAACCUGUGUGCCUUUUUUUCACCAUCUGAUCAAUAAAUGUGUUUGAAAAAUUGUCAACCCCAUUUCUGUUUCGUGCUUUCCCCCAACACACAUCAAACACCCUACAGUAUGUCUGUGACCCCAUAAACCACUUUUGUAAAUAUGUAUUAUUGAAGUAUGUAAGUGACAACACCCUAAAAACAUGGACUGUUUCAUCGCAAUACAUCUGGUACAUAAUGAAUGUCGUUAUUGGUGGAUGCCCUUAGGUUAUUUCUCUCUAAUACGAUUUUCGUUUUCUUUUUAACUCAAACCUGCUUUGUUUUUCUUUCAAAUUGCAGAGAAAAUGUUAAAAGUUCUCCACCAGACAAAGGCGAGCAGUACUUGUAGUUUGAGAGAGGGCGACUUCGUGGGUCACAAGCUGUUAGAUUUUGGCAACAAACAAGACACAUCUUUUUUUCUUUUUGGUAAAAAAGCAACGAACUCUAUUUAAAACUCUAAAGAAACAAUUUAGUCAAAAAAGAAAAGCUGUUGGCAUGUUUCCCUGUAAUACAGACAAUUUUCAGUAAUUCAUGAAGCCAAGCAAUGCAUUCCACACAACAUGACUUCGUACUGUAAUAUUUAGGCUUCAUAAAAUAAGUUAUGUCAGAGGUUGAGUGAGCCACAACAGUUUUGUCAGAUGGUGUUUGACAAAUAUGUAAUUUUUUUUUGUUACAGUUGACGUUUGUUAUACUUGCCAAAAAACUAUUAUAACUGAUUCAGGGUACAUAAUAAUGCAGUUAAUAAUUAUUAUGCAAAUCUUUGACAUGUGCAGUGUAUUAUUGAGCUAUAACUGUGUUUUAUCUCACAAAAUGUCUUUUAGUUUGCUAAUGCAAGUUUGUCAAAGAUGUCGUAUGUGAGAUGAAUAGUUUCUUUGUUGUAAAAUCAAAUUAUCAUCUUCUUUAUUCUGUUCAUAAAAUAUAUUAUAAGGGGAUUGUCGCUUUUGAGUUUGCUAUGAGGGAAAACGAGAACAUUCAAUUAGUACAUUAUAAAGAGACCCACAUGCAAUUAAAUUGCUUAAAAAUGCUUUAGUGCACUUAUGAUGUGUAUUCAACAUGCAUUGAAAGGCACAGUUAAUCACAAAUGUUGUCUUUAAAGUGGUUACAGGGUUAACGGCCAGUCAGUAGGAUGUCAUUAGAAAUGUUUUAGUUCACGUUCCACAGAAUUAUUUUACCUAAUAUCCAAGCAUGUAUCAGCUCAUAUGAUGUAUAUAUUUUUUUCUGUUUAUCUGUUUUAAAAUAAAAUAAACUA